Ostrea edulis (European flat oyster) is the source of this 712-nucleotide messenger RNA. RefSeq lists its product as uncharacterized. NCBI's taxonomy places the organism in Eukaryota, Metazoa, Mollusca, Bivalvia, Ostreida, Ostreidae. The transcript has 2 exons. Gene Ontology annotation, molecular function: hydrolase activity. The record is from RefSeq and is a predicted model, not a curated record. Bases 190 to 687 code for a protein of 165 amino acids.
UCACCGUGUUUGGAAAACUCAUUGAAUUCGACUGAAUGUAAAUAUUUCUUUAUUUCAUCUCCAGCCUAUCAACAGAAAGAUAAAUUAACAUCCUGGAAUAAGCUGAUGGUGUGUGUAUAUAUAGAUGCUUUAUAAGAGAGCGUGCCAGUGAUAAGUCUACCAGAAGCCCUCAGGAUUACAUAACAGAGAAUGAACAGGCACAUCUUCAUACUUCUAACCCAAGCUGUGUUAGUGGUCAGAGUUUCAGGAAAAUUAUGUAAUCACAGGAACAUAAAUAUUGUCGGCAGAAUUGUAUUCGGAGAAGCCAGAAGGGAAUCCAUGAUGGGACAGCUGAAUGUGGCUUACAGUAUUGUCAACCGAUUAGGUCACCCAAGUUAUCCGGACACCCUCGACGAAGUAGUCGAUGAGAAAACAAAUAACGGAAGUUACCAAUAUGAAACUUUAAAUAAUGACAUUGAUACGCAAGCUUGGAACUACGCAAAGCAGACAGGCACAGAUGAAUACGAUAACGCCCACGCUGUUUCUUAUGACGCUCUAUGCAGUCGGAAGAUCGAUACGAUAAGUUGCGCAACAGAUUAUUGCGCAUUUGAUCCAUGCAACGCAACAAAUUCUAUUAUGGGAGGGACAGCCACCAGGAAAAUGAAGAUUGGAAAGCGUUACUUUGUUUGCCGAGAGCCCGCUUAUUAAUAAAAUAAUUCUUAGAUCUUUGAAA